Molecule: messenger RNA, 3022 nt
Organism: Hydra vulgaris (swiftwater hydra)
Lineage: Eukaryota; Metazoa; Cnidaria; Hydrozoa; Anthoathecata; Hydridae
Source: RefSeq, a predicted model, not a curated record
GUUCAGCAUCCCAGGUGGAGGACAAAUAAUUGUUUUAUGCUUAGUCUUUUGUCUUUGUCCAUGUCAUGUAAAAUUACUAAUUGACCACCAGACUGGAAAGAAACGCCUGACUGCAGCGAAUAACAAAUGCUAGAGCAAUGGAGCGAUGAUAAUAAAAUGGAAAUUUUCAAGCCUCAGCAAUCUGGUGAAUUAACUUGUAAUGUGGACAAACGAUCAAUUAACGAGGAUGGCGUAGGUCAAGUAAUUUGUCUUGAAAAUCCACAUCUUUUAAAAACUUUGCAAGAACAUUCGCUUGCAGCUGCAACUGUUUCAAAUUUAAAUAUAAAUAUAAAGCGUUUUAACGAUGCCAAAGAAAAUAAAAAUACCUGUAGAGACAAUGUGGAAUAUUUAGACCAUGGUGGUAUCAAUCAACUGGGAGGAACAUUUGUUAAUGGACGUCCUCUUAUUGAACCUGUUCGUAGAAAAAUUGUUGAGUUGGCACAUCAAGGUGUCCGGCCAUGUGACAUAUCUCGACAGUUAAGAGUUUCUCAUGGAUGUGUCAGUAAAAUACUUAGUCGAUUUUAUGAAACAGGGUCAGUCAGACCUGGUGUAAUUGGUGGUAGUAAACCAAAAGUUGCUACUCCUUCUGUUGUUGCUAAAAUACAAGAGUACAAACAGCAUAACCCAACAAUGUUUGCAUGGGAGAUAAGAGAUAAACUGUUAUCAGAGCAAAUAUGUGAUAGUGAUUCUGUGCCAAGUGUAAGUUCUAUUAACCGAAUUGUUCGAAAUCGUUUAGGAUCCUCAUCUCAUGCCUCAAUGGCUGAUUUAAACUCACCAUUACUAAAGAUUGAUCCUGAUAUGACACAUUAUUUUGUGCAUCCUGGUUUGCCAAUCCAAAUUGGUGCUAUUUCAACCAAUUUUCCAGGUUCUAUUCAUGCACAUUUACCAAGAACUACUUCAGGUUCAUACUCGAUUAGUGGAAUUUUAGGAAUGGCAGUACCAUCUUCUCAAGGUAAUUUAGGCACACUAAUAAUGUGUUCUGACUAUUCUAUUCCUAAUGUGCAACAGAUACAUUCUCAUGUUUUAAAUGAUGAAAAAGGUAAUGUUCAUAUUAUGCAAGAAGGAGAAAUUGCUCCUAGUAUUGAUCAUCCCACUCAAGUUAAUGCAAAUGAAUAUGUUUUAGAAAGUAGUGACUCGUUUCAUGAUUCUUCAGCUGCUUCAUCUUCAUCAUUAUCUAAUGAAGAAGAUAAGUUUUCAAAUGAACAAAUUAAUAAACCUUAUUACAUGAAAAUGGAUUUAAAUUUUGAUUCAGAAAAUGAAAAAAAUACGAACAAAAAGACUUCUAUGCAAAUAAAUGAUGUAGAUGACUCUAAGUUUGAUAUGUCAUUGCAAAGUACUAUUCAUCAUGCAUUUUCACACUCUAAUGAACAGACAAAUCAUACAUUUAAGAAGGCAAUGCGUCGUGUACGCACAACAUUUUCUCUUGAACAACGCAGAGCCCUUGAAGAUGCUUUUGAAAAAACACCAUAUCCUGAUGCUGAGCAAAGAGAAGAAAUAUCAAUUCAAUGUGAUCUUCCUGAACCUCGUGUCCAGGUAUGGUUUUCAAACAAACGUGCUAAACUUCGAAGACAAGAUCGCAAUGAGGAUAAGCAAGAUUCAAUUAAAAAUAAAGAAAUGAUUUCUUCUCAUUUGGACUUUCAACGCAUUCAAAAUCAUAUUAAGCAAUAUGAUUGUAAGAAUAAUUCUGAAGAAAAUAAUCAAUCAUGUUUUCCCGAUGAAUAUCAAGAUCAAAUCAAUGUUCAUGAUGACGUUAAAAAUUGCUUGUUGAACUCUGAACUCAAUACUUCAACUACUGAUCAUCGUUUCACAAAUAGAGUUUUAUCAGAAAUAAAAACUUCUGAUAGUGCUACUAACUCGUGUUCAUUACCUCCUGUCAGCACAUUAACAAAAUCUACUAACCAACACCAUGACGAUGGUUGGCCACAUCAACAACGCAAACUUUUUGUUCUUGGUAACUACUAACAGUUGAAAUUUUUCUUUGCCUAUAAAAAAAUCAUGUUGAUAUAUAUUAUAACUCAUAAGAAUGAUACAUAUGUAUACAUUCAUAUUUAUAUAUAAUGUAUAUAUGUAUAUAUAUAUAUAGAUGUGUAUGCAUAUAUAUAGAUGUUUGUCUGUGAACAUUUACACGAAUUAUUUUUGUUAUUAAAAACCUAAACAUUCAAUUUUUUUUUUAAAAUUGUUGAUAGUUUCUUGACUUCUCCUCAUAAACCAAGUGGAGUAAAACACGUGAAUAUAGUUUUUUUAUUAUACUUAAUUUAUUUGCACCCAAAGAAUCUCAUCCUGCUUAGGGAUCGUCAAUAAAUUACGCAGAAGUAGGAGAUAUUAAGCUCUUUUACGUGGCGAUUUUCAAUAAACUUAAUGGGUUACUUUAAUUUUUUAUUUAAAUUAAGACUAUAUGAAGAAAAACUUUUGAUCUUUUUUUGUUUUGUUUAUUGUGAAAGUUUGCGUUACGUAAUUUAUUGACGAUCCCUUAUGGUUUUCAAAUUUGAAACUAAUUAAAAGCCUUUUAGUCUUUUUUUUUUUUUAAAUAACUAUAAAUUUUUUAGUUAUAAAUUAAAUAUAAAUAGUUUUGAUACCUCUUAUUUAAAAAGAUGUUUUUAUUGUGUUCCUAGAAGUUUUUAGAAAUGAAAAUAGUUUGAACUUUUUAUUAUAUUUGCGUGUUGUUUACAUUUUUGUUGCAUUUGUGUUUAGUCUAUGUAUGUGUUGAUGAAAUUUUUUUGUGUUAAACGGUAUUACUAUAUAAACUUGUCUUUUGUAAUUUUAUAAAUUGUUGUGUUUUAUUUUGACUCAAGUUUAUUUUUUUUUCUUUGAGAUAUUUAUAUUGAUUUUAUUUAUUUCUUUUAUUUAUACUUUUAUAUCGUUUACAUUGAGACAUUUAUAUUGUGCAUUGAGCAAAAAAAGGUAUUUUUUUAUAUAUAGUUUCGUACCUAAAUAAUGUAAUCAAAUACUAUUUAUAUGAGAAAGGUUUUCACUUUUUUUUGUU